This is a messenger RNA of Cinara cedri, 11241 nucleotides long. Lineage: Eukaryota; Metazoa; Arthropoda; Insecta; Hemiptera; Aphididae. The record is from the annotation of a GenBank genome assembly.
AUCUGACGCAAAAGCAAAGGCUGUUGUAAUUGCGACCGUCACGGUUUAUAAACCAUACAGGGACCGAUAGCCGGACCAUUACGAUUUGUCAUCCGAUCGAAUCUACCACAGUAGAUACACGGACAAUAUCGAAUUCCCGAAACAGCACACGUAAGUACCUAUUACACUAUACACAUUCAUGUUAGUAAAUAGAUAGGUACGUAAUUAUUUUACGCGAGAAUAAUUAUUUAAAUUUGUAGAGUUGUAGAGCAAUAAAGAAUUAGACAAUUAAUGUGUCUUACAUUAUUUAUUUUCAACGUUUUUAACGUUCUUCGAAAUAAUCGUUCGCAUUUAGUUGUUUAAAUGUCAAAGACGCGGACUUAAUUAGUCUUAAUUAAUCACGCGGACAAUUUUAGUUUGCCGAGUUGAGUAAUUAAUACAAUUUUUAAAAUUAUUUUACGAUUCGUUCAAUUAUUAAUUUUUACAAGUAAACAUUACUUACACGCAUUUAUUUAAGUGAUAAAUUAUGAUGUUCAUAAACAUUAACUUAUAUCCGUAGGUAUAUGUUAUUAUUAAAGGUUAUUAAAAUAUUUGAAAAUAUUAACAUUUUUCUCGAGUUAAAAUAGGUAGUUUUUAAUUUUUUUUUUUCGAAACAAUUUACCUACUGUUAUAAUAUAGGUAUUUAAUUAAUACCUAAUGAGUUGGCAGGUUCGGGAACUAACCGCCAUACGAUUAACGUAUAUAGACAAAUCAAAAUGCACAAUCGACAAACAAUUUUUUUUUAAAAGAACUGUUACUAGGAACGAGUUUGCCACUGUUGUUGGUGGAAAGUUGGGAAGGGAUACAUAAAGUUAUUUAAUUUAUACGUGUAAGCAAACCAUUGCUAACGAAAAGCGAUUCAGAACGACAUUCGAUUUUACAUGUUUUGAAAGAUCAUAAACUCAUAAUAUUAACGAUUUCAUCAAAAUUUGAUCUUAAAACUCGUACAAAAAUAAUACAACUAUAAACUCAAUUUUUUAAUUUUUUUACCAUAAGUACAACUUAUAAUGAACUUUUUAUCAAAUUUUCAAGAUUUCUGAUUAGACCAACAAUUUUAUCAAUAGAGUACCUACCAAUAAAAAACAUAAGACAAUUUUAAAUACUUAUAAAUAGUUCAAAAAUAUUUUUAUAUUUAUGAAAAUGUUAUCACCUCUAGAAAAUGCAAAUAUAAGAUUUCUGUCAAAAUUACAACAAAAUUGAAAGUUAUCGUUAUAAUGCUUUCAUUAAAGCAUUAUAUUCGUAAUUUUCCCUGUUUUUUCUACAUUUUUUUUUCGGUUUUAUUCAAUUCUUCUUAAAAAACCAAAAAAUGAUCUCUCUAAUGUACCAACUAGUUAAAAUUUCUUUUAACAAAAAAUGCUGCACUCUAUACAUUGGAACAAGUUUGAAGAAAAGUUGUUUGUAGACAUGAAAAAGAACCCAACAGAGUAAAUCCAUAAUUGAAAAUAAUGAAACUAUUAUUUCCGUAAACUUCCCCAUUCUUUCUAUGUUUUUUCCCGAUCAAAUAUCAACAAAACUUUACGGAAAAUAAAAAAAAUGUUUAUACUCACAAACUAAAUACCAAAUGCUACCAUAAAGGUUUUUUGUCGUUUUAUGAUUAAAGCAGUAUUUCUGGUAAAAAAACAUAAAGCAAAAAAUCAAAAACGACGAAAUCGUACGCCGUAAAUUUAUUCGUUUUUUUUUUCUUUUUCAUUCAAUUAAAACCACUAAUUUGGACCACUGUAAUGGUCCAUUUCAAAUUUUUAGAUUAAUAGCUUUUGUACAAUUUUGAACAUUUUGUAAAGUCAAUAAAUAAAAAGUGCUGAUACUGGAAGCGGGUGUUUCACUGUUGUAGGUGGCAAAAUGAGGAGAUAGGAUACAUUAAAUUAUUUAAUUUUUACCCGUAAGCAACGAUAAACCAUUGCUAACGAGAGACGAUUUUGAGUGGAGAUCAAUUAUAAAUGUUUUGAUAGGCCGUAAUAUUUACAAUUUGAGAAUAAUACAUUUCGUAAAUUUUCCCGUUUAUCCUACGUUAUAUUUAUAAAUAAUAGACAUGAUACAAUGCAAUAUUCCUUUUUUUUUUCCGGGUAAAUUCCAAAAUUGAAAAUUGUUCAGAAAAUUCAACAUUCACAAAAAUAAAUCAAUAAAUAAAUAUUAGGUAUGUAGAUUGUAUACAUUUAUAUAUACAUUAAUAUAUUUGUUAAAUUUCAAUGAUAUUAUUUGUAUUUAUGUACUUUUGUAAAUAGUAUACACGUAAAAUAAUAUAAAAUUAUAAAAGUUAAAUGUACAAAUAUAAAAUUAUAAUAUUGAUUUACGUUUUGGCUGUUUGACACUUCUGUAAUGAUAAAUAAAAUAUUUAUCAAUUUCAGUUAAAAAAAAAAAACAAAAAACCUACAGAAACCGACGACAAUAUGAGAAAUUCACUUGCAUUAUUGGGACUUUUUUGGUUAUUUUACAUCAAUACUAUUGGAUUUGCUGCAGUUUUGCCAUCAAAUCACAUUACUGAAGUAAGUUAUUUAUCGUGGUUUUACUGUGAAAAAAUAUACGUAUAUGCGUAUCUUUCAGUCUAAGAUUAUACAAUUGAUGUGUUAUAAUAAUAUCUGAAUAUAUAUUAUCUACCACAUUUAUACCUUAACAAUGAUAAAUUUUUAUUGAUAUUAUGUAUUAUUCAAUAUGUACUAUAGUACUAUACUAUACAUACUAGAAUGCAAAUAUAAAUAGAUAAAAUUAAUUUUCUUUUAAAAUAUAAUAUUAACUAUGCACAAUUAAUGUAGAUAACAUAUGUAACGUAUACAUAUAUUGUAUAUAACAUUUGUAUAAUGUAUUGUAAAUCUAUAUAUAUAUAUAUAUAUAUUUAUUAUUUUAAGAAUAUUAAAACAAUUUGUAAAUGUAUUCCCUUCUUAUAAUGACAUGAUUACUAUAUAAACAUGCUUGCUACCAUUGCUACACUUCGACACGAGUUUAGGAAAAAAACGCGAAUGAAAAAAAGCAAUGUAUUUAUUUUACACAUUAUAAUAUGAAAACAAAUAUCAUUAGUUAGUACUACAUAUUAUAUAGUACCAUACACCAUCUAUAUGGUACCAUAGUACCUACGCAAUAUUUUAAUACUAUUGACUAUAUUAUUAUAAUAUAUUUAAUGAUAAUUUUUUAAACAUUUUCACAAAAAUAAUUAAUCAGAGUAAGUUAUCGAAUCUAUAGUCCAUAAUCGAAAUUAUAAAACAUACUCAAAAUUCAAAUUUCUUGUUUCCAACUAUUCUUAUUUUGAGACAAAAAUAUUUAAAUCAUUUAUUUAUUUCAUUAUAUUAUGCUAUAGCCAUAUAUUUGUUUUAAGUAAAUUUGUAUAUAUUUUGUACUUGCACUACAAUAGUAGUAAUUUUUAAUACUUUCAAUUAUAAUUGCAAAUUUCGAUAAUUUGCUCUGAUAAUUAUUUUUGUGAAACCAUUUAAAAUAUUAUCAUUGAAUAUAUUAUAUAGUCAAUGGCAUUGAAAUAAAGUGUAGUUAUCGAUUAUAUGGCACUAUAUAAUAUUAAGCAGUACUAACGAAUAAUAUUACUUUUAGAUUCUGAGUGUAGCGAAGAAUGUAUUGGUUUUACUAAGAUGUUUAAUUUUUUUAAACCAUUUUUGAAAGGGAAUGUUGUCCAGAUGAUACUUUUAGAAGGUCAUUUUUUGAUUUUCCAAGAGGUCAUAAUAUCUAGGAAAAACCAAGGAUAAAUCGUAAGAAAAACCAUAAAUUUAUGAAAAUAAUGUUUUUAUUAUUUUUAAAUUUUAUUAUUUGUUGUAAUUCAGUAAAAAUUUUCGUAGACACUUGAAUUUUAGAACAAAAAAUUAUAUUAGAAUUUUCUAAACAAGGUAAAAUUUUCAAAACAUUUGAAUCAUCUUUAGGUUUUUUUUAUAAAGAUUUUAAUAUUUUUGUUGAAAUUUAGUUUCAAAUAUUCGUAUUGACUCUAUGGACUUAAAAUCUGUACAGACAAUUUAUAUAUACCAUUUCUAGACGUGGUAAAAAUGUUCCAAAAAAGUAAGCUACUUUUGAGGUAUUUAUAGACAUUUUAAUUUUGAGAGUUAUUUUUUUAUUAUAAAUAUUUAUUCGGUAGGUAUUCUGUGGUAAAAUUGUUAGACUUGAACAGAAAUGCUUCAAAAUUUAACAGCAGAUUCAUUAAGAGUCUUAUUUUGUGGUAAAAAUUAAAGUUGAGUUUAAUGAAGUAUUUUUUUUUUUUUUAUAAGGGAAUUUUAAUAUUAAAUUUUGACGAAAAAGUGUCGUCGAACAAAUUUAAUUUUUUUUUUUUGAACAUAUGAAAUAUUGCCUAUUUAAGAAUGCUGGUGAAGUCGGAAUUAAGAGGACUGAUUAAGUUUUUAAAUUAUAGCUUUUUAAAGUUCCAUUAUUAUGGGGAUAUUAUAUGUUAUGCUAAAUAACUGUAUAUUGUACUUAAAGACAAUAUUUGUCAUGAUCAAAUGGUUAUUUGUGCUUAUUAUCAUCCUAGGAGUUCCAAGUUCAAUCCAAUGUGUCAAAAAAAAUUGUUUAAAUUUUUUCCCUCUUAUCUAAACAAUAAAAAAAAACAAAUUAAUUUUUCAUGUACCUAGAGACCCAAGUCAUCGCUUCUGCGGACUAUUUUAAUCAUAAAAUACCCCUCGAUUUGUUGUACAGACAUUUCUACCAGACAUCUUGCUCCGAUUUAUCAAGUGCUGCUUAUUUUCUAAAAGAAAAUUUUAUCUUAAUGGUAAUUUAGGGAUGUAAUUUAUUGACUUUUCAAGCAGCUUUCAUAGCAUCUGGUAAAAACCAAAAAAAAGUCUCGAAAAAAUGGAAAAUAUACGAAAUGUAAGUAUUAAUAAAAAAAUAAUACGAUUUUUUUUUCUGUCAACAAUUUUUCUUUUAGCAAUUUUGUUCGGAUUUUAAAUGAUAAUACUUUUUCUGAAAGGAAAUCUGACCUGGGAGGUACUUUAGGAGGUAAUUUUUCGAUUUUUCCAAGAAUUUUCCCAGCAAACCUGAAAAAACAAGUAAUUAAACAAGUAUUAUUAAAGAAAUUACAUAGGUAAUGUCUAUUUAAUUUUUUUUUUUACCAUAGUAUGAAAUAUUUAUUAUUGAAAAAUCACUAUCAACUAAACUGUGCUCAGAACCGUUUUUUCGUUAGUAGUGGUUUAUCGUUGCUUACAGAUGUACAUUAAAUUACCUAUAGUAGUUGUUGCACCCGUCUCUAUUAUCCUAGGACAUCAUUUUACAUUAUAAUAUUUAAAAUAAAUAUAUUGCUUUUUUACCAAUUGCUUUAUUUUUUAUUUGCUUUUCUUUCCACUUGCUUUUUUUACUUUCUUUUUCCGUUGCUUUUUUUUCCGAAUAUCCUUCGACACAUACCUCUAUCUCGAAUAACCUUUCUCCAGUUUUCGAUUCCCGGGCUCUCCAAAUCUUCUUCUAUCACGUUAAUGUAUUCCCGAAUCAUCCUUUAGAUCUUCUUCUCUGAAUUUCCUACUUCAUAGUAUUAUCUUAUCACAUUACGUUAAGUGACCUAACCAUUAAAUCCUUUGGUUCUUAACAAUAACUUGUUAUUGGUGUUAAUUCCAUCAUAUUUCACAGGUUUCUAAUAUAUUAUCUCUAUGUACAUCGCAAAUAGUUCAACAUUUAAAUUUAAUAAAAAUGUAUUAAUUAUUAAAUAAGGUUUGGUUUUUUUUUUUGUUUCAGAACUCACUAGAAGAAUCUCCGACCAAUGGUUAGUUGGUGUGAAAUAUAUUUAAUUUAAAUAAUUUAUUAUCAAGCCAAUAAGAAUAAGUAAAAUUAGACUAAUUUUGAUUUUAAAAUGAAAGUACCUAUUAUAAAAUUUAUAUUAUUUAAGUUUUAGAUCUCGAUUUUUGCUACGGAACUAAUGGUUUUACUAAGAUGAUGAUUUUUUCUCUUUUUUUUUCUUUCUUCUCAUCUGUAGACUCAUUUUGACCUAAUAAACUUGCUCUGAUUUUACGUGUAGCAACUUUUCUGAAAGCUUAUGUUGUCUAGAUUGUACUUUGGAGAUGUUAUUUUUUGAUUUUCAACGCAAUUUUUAAAUAAAAGCACUUAUGUGGGAAAAAACAUAGGAAAACGUUCAAUUUCACGAUUUCAUUAUUUUAUCAAAAUAAGGACGACGUUUUCUAACAGAAAAAAUGAUUUGAUCGAAAAAUCACAAGAUACCUUAUUUUUAGCAUUUUUGAUUUAUUUUUUUCGGUAUCAUAGCUAAAACUUUUGAGCCAUAUUUGAGCUUUUAAGGAAUUUAAAUUUUUAAGAGUUUUUUGCUGUAAUUCGGUUAUAAAUACACUUAUAAUUUUGUUCACAGUUUUACCCAAUUAUUUUGAAAACCCUUUGGAAAAUCAACAAAUGACUUCUUAAUGCACCAACUAGAUAAAAUUUCCUUUCGGAAUAGGUGCUACACUUGGUAACUAAAAGCAAGAAUUCUGGUAGAAAAGUUGAUCACAAAAAAAAAAAAAAAAAAAAAAAUACACAUCAUAGAUGUGAUUUGUAUAGAUCACCAAUAGAUCUUUCGCUCUUUAAACAGCAAAGUAAUAUUUUCAAAACUGAUUACUUAUAUAAUUUGAAAUAUAUAUUCAAAAAGUUAGAAUAAUUAAAAAAUAAUAAUAUAUAAACAAAAAAAUUGUCCAUGUACAAAUUAACAGCUCUACAAUACAAUAAUAUUUUUUCGUUAAAUUUCGAAAAUUUUCGAAUUUUGAUUUUUGGAAUUUUUAAGAGUAGUUUAGCCGAUAUUUUCGAAUACUUAGAUUUUUCACAGCAUUUAAGGAGUAUCCUGUGGUUUAAUGUUUGGUCAACUUUGGUUUUUCUAAUGAGAACCUGUAUUAAAAAUAUCAUUAAUGGAUGGAAUUUUAUUUUUUUUAAAUUACUUAAUAAGUAAAUUUAUUUUUUAUUUCUAUAAAUUUUGGAAAGAAUUUACAAUUGAUAAAUCAAUAAAAUUAAUAGCAAUUUAUAUUGUAUAUUUUUUUGAUUUCAUCAAGGUACGAUAUGUUUCUAUUUGUUGAUGGCACAAAUCUACUCCUCCCAUAUUUUUAUUGUAAAUUUCCAUAACUGCAAGACAAGUUACUUGUAUUUAUUUUUGUUCAACUUUACUCCAUCUUUUCACGAUACAAUGAGGUUUAGCUCCUGUAGCUGUUGAUAAUAACGGAACACAUUUAUUGUCCUUAUAUUUAACAGCAGUCAUUUUAUUAUAACUUCUUUUAAACUCUUCCCAUACGUAAUUGAACUUACUAUAAUAUCCAAUGCAAUACUUCUUUGUCAAUAAAAUAUGUGAACGUGAAUAUUUAGUUACAUCCAUCAUUGCCUGGGUACCAGAGUAAAUUUGUACUUCUUUCUCAUAAGUAUUUAACACUUUUCCUUUUGUACUAAAUGCAAUCAUAUUUGUAUAAGGUGCUAUCUUCAAAACUUUUUGUAUAUUAUUUAUAAUCAAAACAUAUUCAAGAGCAUUAAAUGUAUAUCUAAUACCUGUAGAUGUAUAUCUAUUACCUGUACUUCAGGUGUCUCAAAAACAAUAGUAGAAAUAUUAAGUUGAUUUUCGUCACUAUUACUCGAAUUAAUAAUAUUGUUAAGUAAUCUCACUUUCAUUAUCCGGAUCAAAAUUCAAAAUCAUCUAAUUGGCCAACAACAUUAUGCACGGACAACAGAUACCAUAUUCUAUCGUUGUCAGAAUCAUCAUCGCUAAAAUUUUCAACUUCAGAAUUUUCAUAAUUUAACUCCUUGGAAAAUCAAAAAAAUGACCUCCUUAAAGUAUCCCCCCAAGUCAGAUUUCCUUUCAGAAAAGUGUUACACUUGAAAAUCGGAGUAAAAUUUCUGGCAUAAAGAUUCAGAGUGGAACGAGGAAUGUAUUGGUUUUACAAUAGUGUUUAUUUUUUUUCUUCUGUGAAGAACUUUUUUAUCAGAAAUUUUGGUCGGAUUUACAAUAAAAGAACUUUUUCUAAAAAUAAACCUAACUGAGGAGGUACUUUAAAGAGGUUAUUUUUCGAUUUUCCCAUGAAUUUUCCCAACAAAUGUGAAUAACUAAAAAAAUAGAGAAAAAACGGGAAACGUACGUAAUGUAGAUAUAGUUAAAAAAUAUUACGGCCUUCUUUUUUCCUGUUAACAACUUUACUACCAGCAAUUUUACUCCGAUUUACAAUGAUAGCACUUUUUCUGACUGGGGAGGUACUUAAGGAAAAUUAUUAUUUGGUUUUCUCAAGAGUUUUUCUAGCAAUCGUGAAAAACCGUGAAAAACGUAGGAAAAACGGACAAAUCUGUACAAUAUUAAACAAAUAUUAUUGAAGGAAAUAUAUAAUACCUAUUUAAUUAUUUUAGAUUCUAAGUGGAGCAUAUAAGUUUAUAGUUUUAUAAAGAUCUUUGAGGACAACUUUUGUACCAGAUUAUUUGCUCCAAAUUUUACUUGUAGAAGAGCUUAUUUUUCGAUUUACUCAAGAUUUUUCCAAUCAAAUGUGAAAAACCGAAAUAAAAUGGGACAAUUUUCGAAAUAUAUUUGUAUAAUAUUACGAUAUUUUUUUUUUCUUUGGACAACUUUUCUACCAGCAAGCAAUUGUGCAAAACUGGGAAAAAUCAUGGGAAAACCGGAAAAAACGUAAGAUAACCGGGUAAAUCGGUACAACAUUAAACAAAUAUUAUUAAAGGAAAUAUAUAGAGCCUAUUUAAUUAUUUUACUAUAAUAUGGCAUCACUAUAAUAUUGUUGACGAAGCAUCAUUAUCAACUGAACUCUGCUCAGAAUUGUUUUUUCGUAAGCAAUGGUUUAUCGUUGCUUACAGAUAUAAAUUAAUUUCCCCUCUACAUCCUCCUUUCACAACUACUCCUCAAGAAGGCUGCACCCAUAGUGUGAAGUAUGUCCGUCUUUUUAGUUUUCAUAAUAUUUAAACACAAUUGAUACUGAUUUUUUAUCAACACGGAUUACUUUAUAAAUGGCGGAUAAUUUCAUAAUUAUGUAGAAUGAUAAUAUCAAGUCGGCUAUCCAGUAUAGUUAUAUAUUUGUAAAAACAUAGUUAUCAACUUUUAAUAAUAAUCAGUGUUUGAAUCGCUAAAAUUGUAAAUGCGUUCACGUUCACUACACUAAGCCUGAAAAGUAUUUUAAUAAGUGUUUUAUAGGAAAACUUAAAUCUCGAAUAAUAUUAGAGUUCCAUUUUUCAUUUUAUGAUUUUUGUAAAGUGCUUAAUGUAGUCUACAUUACCUUUGAAAAAUAUGUUAGCACUUUUAAUAAGAUAAUCCAAUUUUAAAUGACGCUAAAGAAUAUCGUUUUCACGGAACAUCACAUCGGAAAAGGUUAAUAAUUAUUAUAAGAAUGUGUAUUUGUAAAUCAUUUUGAAUUACUGACCUACAGGUUAGUAAUGUAUAUAAUAAUUAGUAGUAUAAUUAUUUUAAAUAUAAUUUAUUAUAAAUUUGAUUCAAUUGAAUCACUAUCAUAAUUCAUGAUAAUCUUUUUAUUCAUAUGUCACUAUGAAGCCUCAAGGAUUUAAAUUUGAUUUUAAUUGCAUGCAAUUUUUUUAGGUAGUGAGCAGAGUAUAGAACAAUUAGAAGCAAAAGAUUGGGUAAUAGUGAAUACACUUUCAGACACAAUUAGAGUUCCUCCGGGUGGAAGAGUUGAACUUGAAUGUACAGUUUUUGGAAGUCCUGUGCCACAAGCAAAAUGGGUUCCUGGGACGUAUCUCAAUCAGGUAACUAAGAUUUAUUUAAGUAUUUGUAUUAGUUUUUUUAAAUAAUACAAGAUCUUAUACUGCCUAUGGGUAUGCCAUUGUUGUAGGUUUCUCGUCUUACUUGAUUAGAGCAAUAUUUUCAUUAGAAAACAUAAAUCCUACAAAUUUAAAAUAACUAAAUAGGCAAAGUGCACUGUAAUUAUUCGUACCUUUUUUUCUGUAUUUUUCUCGGGUUUUACAGAAUUAUUAUACAAACUGCUUAAGAAAUCAAAAACAAUGAAUUUUUUAAUACACCGACUAGACCCAAAACAAAACAAAAAAAUGUAUUUUUAAUUCUAGUCAUUUUUUGAUGCCGAGAUUCCUGGUAACAAAAUCAAAAAAAUGAAACUAAUAACUAUAAAUUCCUUGCUCAGCUUAUAAUCUAAAAUAAUAAUCACGGUUACCUAUCAGUAGAUAACUGUAAUCAUAACUAAAAUAAAAAUGUAACUGCUUAUAAUUCUAUAAUAUGUAUGCUAUACAAUUGUAUUAUAAUCAAAUUAAUUUGUUGGUUUUAUAAUACCCAAACAAGUGCUACAAUCUUAUAUUGUGUAGUAGUUUUAUACUGUGUUUUUUUUUUUUUAUAACCAAUAAACUGAAUAAUUCUGUAUUUAGAUCACAUUAGGUUCGAGCGAAUUUGAAGAGUUAAGUGACUUUCAGGGUGUGGGCAAGGUGACAGUAAGAAAAGUCAUAGAUUGUAUUAAACCACACCAUCAAAGUGUUUACACUUGUAUUGGCCAGGCUAGAGAUCAGAUAAUGACAAGUGCUCCUGUAAAAAUUUUAGUUGAAGGUACGAUUUAUAAAUUAUUUACAUUUUUAACAAAAACUGUUUGCUAUUAUUUUACAUUAUACUAGGUACCUAUUUAUAAUGUAUGUUAUUAUUCGAUGUAAAUGGUAUUCAAAUAUAUUAUUUGUAGGUGAAUCAGUUCGUUGUUCCCAGGGAGAAACUAGGAUAACAAAAUGGAGUCCAAUCAUUAGUCAACUGAUGGGUUCAACUGUAAUUAUACCCUGCGAAGUGGCCAACAGUGUCUCGUACAGAAGAUACUGGAAGGACAACUUUGGAAAUAUAAUAGAUAUCAACAACGAUCUACGACGCAAAGUAAAUAAUUCCUUUUAAAAUUAUUUGACUGCACUAGAAUUACAUGAUAAUAUUGUAUUGUGAUACUUACAGUUAGGGCCUGAAGGAGAAUUGGUUUUGAACAAUUUAAGCUGGUCAGAUAUGGGCGAAUACAUUUGUGUAGCCGAAAAUUUAAUUAGCCGAGAUACUAUAACGACAUUUGUGUAUCCAAUGUUGCCUAAUAUUUAAUUUUUUUUUUUUUUACAUUAGUCUCAUCCGUAUAUUUAAAUAUAGUAUUGUAAAGUCUGAAAUGAUUUAAACACUCACACUUAGUAGGUGCUUAUUAUAUUAAAAAUGAUACUCCACCAUUGGAUUAUUUUAAUUUGCAUACUUCCAAUUUUUAAAAUUUUUAAAAUUAAUUGAAUUUAAUACAAUCUAAUCUCCGUAUUAUACUGUUUAUUUCCAUUAAAGUUUUAUCGAAACUACACAUGAAUACAUUAUAUUACCUGAGUACAAUAAAGCUCGAAAAU